Molecule: messenger RNA, 306 nt
Organism: Parnassius apollo (apollo)
Lineage: Eukaryota; Metazoa; Arthropoda; Insecta; Lepidoptera; Papilionidae
Source: the annotation of a GenBank genome assembly
AUGGAGGAAAACGUUUCAGAGAUCAAUCAUAUCAAGGACAAGCUUACCAUAACACGCGUUGAUUUUGAUCGCGUCCACCAUGAAAUCUUACUUAAGGAGCAGUGGUCUCGGCUGAACAAUAUCGAGAUCAAGGGUGUGCCUAUUAAAACCGGUGAGAACCUAUUUCAGAUUCAUGAAGCUCUCUGCAAAGCCAUCGGUUUCGACGUCCCCAAAUCCCAAAUAGAUUAUAUCGCCCGAGUUCCCACGCAUAACUUGAAAGAUAAAUUAAUACACAAAAGAAGAUUUCAUUGCAACCGCUCGCGCUAA